GGAGGGGGCGGGGCGAAGGUAAAAGUCCAAGUUGGUCUGUCUGUUGCUGCGUGUUUGACGCCGAGGGAAGGUUGGGGUGAUUGGUUUUGAUGGCUGCUGCUUUUUACACCUUGCCGGGACGGUGGCAGUUGUUGAAGAGGCUCAGACUGGUUCAGAAUUUACCAGCAGUUAAACUGCAUUUAACUGGAGUUGUCAUGGCUGCAACAGAAGCUGAAUUUGAGAAAGCAAAGGAUAUGUUGAAGACUUUAAAGGAUGACCCAGGAAAUGAAGUAAAAUUGCAGAUAUAUGCACUGUUUAAACAGGCUACGCAAGGCCCUUGCAAUUCACGAAAGCCAAGUAUGUUGGACUUUGUCAACAAAGCAAAAUGGGAGGCUUGGAAUUCACUUGGUAAAACACCCAAGGAGGAAGCUAGACAGAAGUAUGUUGACCUCAUAGAAACAUUGGUUUCUGUAGAAGUCCCCACCCAAAGUGAAGCAACCGCCACAGGAGAUGUGAAAUCAUCAUUCCAGACAAUAAAUGUCACAACAGAAAACAACAUCACCACGAUUCUUCUAAACAGGCCAGCUAAAAAAAAUGCUAUUUCUGUUCUGAUGUAUGAGGAAAUUAUGAAAGCACUUGAACAAGCUGCAAAGGAUGAUUCUACACUGACCGUAAUGACAGGUAGUGGUGAUUAUUACUGUAGUGGGAAUGACUUGAGCAACUUCACUAAUAUUGGGCCAGAAGGAAUAGAACAAAAGUCCAAGAAUUCAGGAGAACUACUGAAGAAAUAUAUAAGCCAUUACAUUGAUUUUCCAAAGCCACUGAUUGGUGUAAUUAAUGGUCCUGCUGUUGGAGUUGCUGUCACUGUUUUAGGAUUAUUUGAUGCGGUCUACUCCACUGAUAAAGCCACAUUCCAUGCACCAUUUAGUAAACUUGGUCAAAGUCCAGAAGGUUGCUCAUCUUACACCUUCCCUAAGAUAAUGGGUACUAUCAAGGCCAAUGAAAUUCUCUUGUUCAACAAGAAAUUAACAGCAGCACAAGCUUGUGAACUGGGACUGGUGACUGAGGUAUUCCCUGACAGUACGUUCCAGAAAGAGGUUUGGAAAAGAUUGCAUGCUUAUGCAAAACUACCCAAAAAUUCUCUGGCCUUUUCAAAGCAGCUAAUAAGAGGUGUUGAAAAGGAAAAGCUGCAUGCUGUCAAUACCCAAGAAUGUGAAAGACUGGUGGAGAGAUGGUUAUCUGAAGAAUGCAUGAAUGCCAUCAUGGGCUUCUUUGAAAAAAAAUCAAAGUUAUGAUUUUGUUUCCUCACUAUUCUGUAACUGGCGAUCAAAAACCUAAAUACUCGUUAUGAUUCCAGAACAUUUUCAUGUUACUAAUCUUUUAGAUUAUGUUACCAUUUUCUUCGUCAAACUGCAUUGAUAAUUGUAAAUCGGUCAUCCAAACUGCUGAAUGGUUUUCCUAAAUGUUUCCAGAAAUGUGUAACUUUUGGAAAAUUAUGGAUGGGUGGGAGGGAGAAUUGAAAUCGGAAACAUUAUCAACAUGCGUAAAAGUAAAUAAUUUGUGAUACUGAGUCACUCUUGUACAUUUAAAACCUGUAAUUUUGCAUCAUAAAUGGAUAGUACCAAAAACAAUGAUAAAGCUGUCCUGGCAGUCUAA
This is a messenger RNA of Carcharodon carcharias (great white shark), 1635 nucleotides long. It is a transcript of the gene eci2, whose product is annotated as enoyl-CoA delta isomerase 2. The record is from RefSeq and is a predicted model, not a curated record. Gene Ontology annotation, molecular function: fatty-acyl-CoA binding. NCBI's taxonomy places the organism in Eukaryota, Metazoa, Chordata, Chondrichthyes, Lamniformes, Lamnidae. The transcript is spliced from 10 exons. The coding region runs from base 90 to 1274 and encodes 394 amino acids.